GUUGUUGUCGUGGUUGGUGUGUGUAUCGGCGCAGUGUUGACCUCCAGGCAGUAGACAGUGCCAUAUUUCUGAAGCAGCAAUAACAAAAAAAAAAAAAAAAAAAAAAAAAUAAUGUGCCAAGCGGUGUAUAUAGGUUUGAUGGCAGUGGCACUCAGUCUUGCGCCAGGUGCAACCCAUGCAUCUGUUAGGGUAGUGAGGCAGGCGAGUGUCGAGAGAUCGCUGGGUCUUCCCAGCAACUCUUCCUCCGUCAGACCGAACAUCCGGGACACGUUCAGUUGCGACGGACUCUCCUACGGGUAUUAUGCCGAUGUGGACAACGACUGCCAGAUCUUCCACAUCUGCUACCCUUACCUGCAGGUCGACGGAUCCACGCAGAUGUUCAAGUGGUCUUUCCUGUGUCCAGAACAGACGAUCUUCAACCAGGAAACGUUGACGUGCACGAGACCGGAAGACGCUGUUCCCUGUGAGGAAGUUGCGUCCUUUUACUUUGUCAACAGCGCCUUCGGUAAAGUUGACGAGCCUUUCAGUAGAAACGAGGUUUAGGCCUAUCGUGGCACUCUCCGUGAAACCUUGCUCUCGGCAGGUGUCAAUUUUAUAGUAGUCAUGACGACUAUGUGUGCCAGAAUUAUUAUCAAUCUUAUUGCUAUCUCCAGUUUUAUACUUUUUAUGUAUAAAUGAUUCUGUGGUCUUUUCUUUUUUCACGUGAACUGUUCUUGAAGCAUUCAUUUUGUCUUUUUGUCCAUCAACGUUGAGACCUAUGUAAUGGUUGUAUGACAUUGAAUAAAUUUAUUUUC
Messenger RNA from Penaeus chinensis, 794 nucleotides. RefSeq lists its product as uncharacterized. NCBI's taxonomy places the organism in Eukaryota, Metazoa, Arthropoda, Malacostraca, Decapoda, Penaeidae. Gene Ontology annotation, cellular component: extracellular region. The transcript is spliced from 6 exons. The record is from RefSeq and is a predicted model, not a curated record. Gene Ontology annotation, molecular function: chitin binding. The coding region runs from base 112 to 543 and encodes 143 amino acids.